Messenger RNA from Oryzias latipes (Japanese medaka), 2863 nucleotides. RefSeq names its product F-box protein 40, tandem duplicate 2 (gene fbxo40.2). Gene Ontology annotation, molecular function: protein binding; zinc ion binding; ubiquitin protein ligase activity. Gene Ontology annotation, cellular component: cytoplasm. The record is from RefSeq and is a predicted model, not a curated record. Lineage: Eukaryota; Metazoa; Chordata; Actinopteri; Beloniformes; Adrianichthyidae.
GUCACCUUAGGGCUUUAGACUCGACUCAGAGAUUCAUUCAUAAAUAAACAGUGUCCUCUGGUGGAGAUUUAAGUCGCUCAACCUUUUUCCAGCAGUCAAUUCAAAUUUUAAGAAUAAAAUAAUUUAAUAAUACUUUCCUUUAACCAAGAUUGUGCAGGUUUGUGUAAACUUUUAACAUUACUACAGCAAAGUCAAACUGAGGGGGUGUUAUUUUUUCCUCCGGAACCUCUUGGAUAUUUCUUGUCUAAUUUUAACCUGCCAGUUAAAGGACGCACACUCAAGGACUUGGAGCUACUUUGUAAAACCUAAGAGACAAAAACAACACGUCUGAGCUGAGUCACAAAAAGCAAGAAACCAUGAGUCAUCGUUCUCGAGCCUCCAGGCAGCGGCAGCACGUCCACUGCGAUUCCUGUUUCAGCCGAUGCUGCAGGGCUCGGGUGGAGGCCUCAGUGUGCUGUGCGCUGAUCCCCUGCCGCCUCCUCUGCGGCGCCCUCUUCCACCUGUGCAAGGAGGAGGAUCACCUGCUGCUCUGUCCCAACGUGAGAGUGCCCUGCCUCAAUGCAGAGUACGGCUGUCCGGUCCAGCUGCCGCGCUCCUCCAGGGCAGCCCACCUCCAGGUGUGUCCGGCCAGCGUGGUGUGCUGCUCCAUGGAGUGGCUGCGCUGGCCAACUGACGACACAGACCCACAUGGCUUCAAAGCCCUGCAGGACAAUGUUCUGGAGGAGAGUGCAGCUCAGAACGGAGCUCUGGAUGUUGCCAUGUCUUUGGUUGAUCAAACAGAUCUGUAUGAACGCCUCAGAAUGAAGCCGCUCUAUCCAGAGUUGAUGGAGGAGGAUGAGGAGGAAAUAAAGGAAGAGGAGAGGAAGGAGGCAGCAACAGGAUGGACGGUCAGCGAAGAGCAACCUCAAGAUCCAAGUCAAGGACUCCCCCCAAAAAGUGCAUUUGAGAGCAUCGGUGUGGAAGAAGUAGCACAGAAUAGUUCCAAACAGGGUUUGGUCUUUAACAAAGAGAAGUUCAACCUGAUGGAGAUGAUGUUUAGCAUGGACAAGGGGGGCUGCACUGUUGCUCAGGAAAAACUAGAGACCGAAAGGCAAGCCCGGUCCUCUGGAGAGAAGGGAAUCAACCGCCAUGGCAGAGAUCCAGAAGAGGCUGGGAUGCAGGACAAAACAAACGCAACUCGCACAAACUUAGAGCCCGAUACUUCUGCUGCUGCCACAAACCUCAGUGAGCACGACACAAGCAGGACCGGGCAAGCCCCGUGGCAAGAGGGGGUUCUGGACCGCCUCGGGCAGGAACUCACCCCUCAAGAGUACAACAUGUAUGUAGUGCAUCACGGCCGCAUGCUGCUUGCUUUUGGACAAAUUGAGGCCUGCACUCCGAGGGAAAAAGACUUCGUCUACGGCAGCCUGGAGCCCAUUCCAGUGCAGACUGUGCGCACUUUCAAGAUCCCUGACAGCUACCACUACAGGGAGCGGGUCCACAAGUACGACACAGCUGUUCGUGUGCAGACUGAACAUUGCAGCGUCGACACCUCUGACCUCGAAGUGAGCGAAGACACCUGGUUUACAGACGAAGCCAAAGCCACCCUCCUGGGCUAUGCUGAGCAGGCUGUUAUGGGUCACAAGAUCAGUGAGACUAAAGGAGCAGAUGGACUUUAUGUUGAUGUAGGAACGCAGACACACUCUUUCCGCUCUGCACCCUUCAAAGGGAAGACAACACUGGCUGAGGUGAUGGCGGGCAGACCACUAAAGCUUCAUCUGCAGCUGCAGGCGGAAAGCGUGAACAGCAGAAACAAUCGAGCAAGCUGCGCCUUUACAUUUAUCUGUGGUCACACCUUCCACCGCAAGGAAUAUUCCACGCACUUCAGGAAUGUGCACAGUGACAUCCAAACGUGUUUAAGUGGAUGGUUUGAGCAGAGAUGCCCCCUUUCCUAUUUGGGAUGCACAUACAGCCAGAGGAGAUUUCAACCCUCCUCACAGGAUGCCACUGUCACCUACAACCAGCAGCUAAAGUGUUUCAAUUUGCGCCCAACCAAUUUACCUGGAAGCCCUUCUGACUCCUCCCCUGCUCAGGACAACGAGGGCGAACACCUGGGAGGGGACUCUCUUAGCUCGCUGCCUUUUGAGGUGCUGUGCCACAUGGCCACUUUUCUGGAUAGUCUGUCUCUGUGUCAGCUGGCUCUGGUGUCGCGGCUCAUGAGGCAGGUCUGCUUCUCCCUGCUGCACGAGAGAGGGAUGGUCACCCUCCGAUGGGGGAGGAAGGCCUGCAUGCAGGGAAGGUUCAAGUGGGAAGCCAAACUGGUGUGGGAAUUCAGUCAUCUUUUUUCCUCUGUUGACUCGUGGCGCCAACUUGAUAUCCCUCCAAUGUCUGCUCAUCUGAAAGUCUGUCCUCAUUACCAGAUGCAUACUCACAGUGAGCCCAUAGCCCUGCCUAGCAUGAGUGAAAAACAGAUUGGCAGUGAGAAAACUCAAAGGCUUAUCAAUCUUUUGAAAGAAAAACGAUAAUAGAGCAGUUACAUUAUUGCUGUUUAGCUUUUUUUUCAACAUAGUGAAGAACAGGCCGUAUUUUGCACAAAUACAAAACAAAAGAUGUCUCAGUUUGAUCAUUUCACACUGUAGAAAGUUUGUUUGCUUAUUUUAUCAUAAGAUAUAUCAUGUUCUAUGUUGAGUUGUGUGUUUGGUUGAUUCCAUCUUUAAUAAAUAUUUUUCUCUUACUUUACACAGAAGGAACAGUUUUUGUUCAAAACAAAUGUAUUAAACCUGUGAUAGAACAAAAAGGCACACAGGUACAGUGACCGUGUGUUCUUUUUUUUAUUUCUUCAUGUCUGAGAUAAAUUUCCAAAUAAUAAAGGCUUACUACUGCA